Molecule: messenger RNA, 951 nt
Organism: Lethenteron reissneri (Far Eastern brook lamprey)
Lineage: Eukaryota; Metazoa; Chordata; Hyperoartia; Petromyzontiformes; Petromyzontidae
Product: E3 ubiquitin/ISG15 ligase TRIM25-like
Molecular function (GO): zinc ion binding
Source: RefSeq, a predicted model, not a curated record
AUGGCGAGCGCGUCUCCCGGUGAUGGUGUAGAUAGUGAGUUGACCUGCUCUAUCUGCCUGGGCACGUUUGAUCGCCCCUCUACGCUGAGCUGCGGACACUCGUUCUGCCUCCAGUGCCUGGAAGCCACCUGGAAGCUGGCCGUCUCCUACUCCUGCCCGCAGUGUCGAGUGACCUUUCCUCAACGACCCCAGCUGACUAGGAACGUGACGCUCGCCAACCUCAUAGAUCAGCUGCGAGUGACCGAGACCAUGGCUGCUGCUGCUGUUAUUUUCUGUGACCACUGCCCAGAAGGCAAGACUCCUGCAGUGAAGACCUGCCUCAAGUGUGAGACGUCUUUCUGCACGGAGCACCUCGCGCCUCACCUCGAAAGGGAGAAGUUUAAGGAGCACGUCCUCGUUCCGCCAGAUGUGAACCCCGAACGCAAGUGCAAGAGGCACAACAAAGAGCUCGGGUUCUACUGCAAGCAGGACGCGAGUUUGGUUUGCAGGGACUGCACCAUCGCCGAACACAAAGUGCACAAUGUCAGCACGCUGGAGCAAGAGCACGAGACGCAGAAGGAUCAAGUCGGAGAGGAGACGCGAGCGGUGGAGGAGAAGAGGAGGGAGGCGGAGGCGUCUGUUGGACGCAUGGAGGCCACUCGCGAGGACGUGCAGGGAUCAAUGACUGGUGUGAAGGAGCAAAUCAAAAUCAGGUGCACCCGCCUGAGAAAGGCACUGGAUGAAGACGAGAAGGCGGCUUUACAUCGCGCGGAACUGAAGGAGAAGGAGCUGCUGUCCCAGAUCGACAAGAACAUCGCCCAUCACAAGCACGAGAUCAGCGAGCUACAGGCAGCAGCCGCGCGCCUGCGCACUCUUCAGGAGGAGGGGGACCCGCUCACGUUCCUGCAGGUAGAGCGCUCGCGAAGCCAGGGCGAGUGCCCCAGUUUGGCAGAGCCCUCAGAAGUGCAAUAA